Messenger RNA from Schistosoma guineensis, 3772 nucleotides. The record is from the annotation of a GenBank genome assembly. NCBI's taxonomy places the organism in Eukaryota, Metazoa, Platyhelminthes, Trematoda, Strigeidida, Schistosomatidae.
GUAUGAAAUUAUUGGCUCUCAAGGGCGACGCACGUAAUCCAGCUUCUGGAGGUUACGGUGUAGAUAAUCGAAGAGUGGCUAGUAGGGUGCGGUUCUGACCUUUACAAGAACCGUCAGCUGGUAGAAUUCAGCUUCACUGCGUCAUAGUACAUCUUCCGUUUGGUAUAAUCUUCGUUGAAGCUAUCUUAACUUAUUGUGCUAGACCUGUCUGUGAUGAUUCUGCGAAAUCACAAACUCACAACAUUUUGGUAUUCAGGCCACUAAAGAUUCGCAAGUUUUUCAGGUCUAGAGUUUUUUUCAAAGCAUGAUCAGAUUUUUCCCAGCAUUGGACUUUCCUCCCGAAUUUUACCGAUCGGUAAACUGAACUGACACAUCGAGGUGUCAUUUCAAAAGUACAAUCUACAACAUACCAAGAAUAACAAGCUGUAAUGACUUACCCGCACCAAUUUGGAACGAAUACGUUAGUGCAACAUUAAUGAGCAUAUAACCAAACCGAUAAAAAGUGAAAAUAGUUUUUGAUCGUUAGUUUUAGAAUAUCCUAACGAAACAUAUGACUAUAUGCAUGAAGAACGCCACUUUUUCACGUACACUUUCUUACAGUGCUUACGUAUUUAUUAUUUUGUAUCGUGCAUGUAAGCUCAGUAUGCGAAAACAGUUUUAUUCUUAAAGUCUUUCCCAUGGAGUCACUUGGUUUUGAAUUAGUAACAUAACACCUGAUCGAUCAAAUUUCCCGCAACUCUGACACUGAAUUGCUCGGUAAAAACGGUAAUAAUUUAAGCUGGUUUCGUUUUUAGUCCCGUGCAGUGCUUAUUAAGUUGCUCAUUUGCGUUGGUAGAACGUAACUCAACAGUGAUUUCACCGCUUUUCUAGGUUUUGUCUCACUGGUAUUCUAUAAGUUUCCUAUCUUGAUUGUAACAAAAACAAUAGCAACUUGCGAGAGCUCACAGUACAAGAUGUUCUAACGGUUUUUUAAAAAUAUGGGCCUAGUAACUUAUGUAUUUUAUUUCUUGGAAGUCACUGGUCUCAAUCCCAGUUGCAUAAACCGGAGGAACUCCAAAUCACAAAGUCCGCGAAUUAACGUCAAGUUCGUCCACCUGUACUUGUUUACUAAUUUGCUGGAAAGUUUAGAAUCCCUGGUAGAUCCUAUAUUUUGCUUACAUCCUUCAUUUUCUAGGAUAGCAAUCCUUUUUUCCGUGUCGAUUACUCAUAUACCGAGAGACCUGCCAUAACAAAAGUGUGCAUUGCUCUAUACUUCGACUAAGAAAAAAAUUGUCUUGCGAAAUGCCUAUCCGGUCAAAACGAAGUCUGCUAAAAGUACUACUCAUUGAGGUUAGAAUCGGACAAAAUAUUAAAAUUAUUAAAUUAAAACGCGUUUCACAAAGCGAUCUUCACCGUUUUGAUAAACUUAAUGCACCUAACUCUCCAGAAAAUUAUAUAUUUAAUGCUAAUCCACACUAUUGAGGAUCAUAUCACAUAUAGACUAAGAAACAAGAAAUGCUAGUCUUUCCAUAUGGUAUCUCUUGGUCCCAUCAUUCUUGCUGUUAAUAACCGAAAGUCUAAAGUCGUAACUUGAGAGACUCAAUAUGUUUAUGGAAAAUAAAAGCCACUGUACUAGUUGAAACCAAGCUAAGUUUUUCACACAGUUUCUGAUGACCGUCUAAUUGUGUGCUGUAGUUAACAAUGCCCUCGUCCUUACAUCUUGUUGAUUGAGAAACGCUUCAAAAUUUGUGUGAACUUGGUAGUAUUGUACCAGCCUGUACUAUUAGACCGUUAUAUUGUUCGCUGGAUUGUGGACUUGAUACUCUUACCAAUUUAGGAUUGGAGGAUGAACAAUUAGAAGUAGCUGGAUAAUAACAAUAUUAAUUCGCAAGUGAUUGGAAGUAUGAAAUGGUAGCUCAUUGGUUAGGGCGUGUGACUUCCAUGCAUUUAGUCUCAGGUUCGGACUCCGAUUUACUGACUCCUUCUGGGCUACCGGAUAGGAUAACUUCUCUUCACAUUUAAAGCGUGGUUUGGACCCGAGAACACGUUUUUUGUCAAUAGUAGUGGUAAUAAAGUAAAAGCUUAAGCUGCUCUAAGCUUUAUCGAGACAGCUAUAGAAAAUCUAACAGGUUCAUCAUUAUGUCAUUAUUGGCUUUCGCUUUAAGAUUCCUAACCUUCUUGCUCGAUGUCUGGCUCUAUUAUUAUUUUUGUGAAUUAUGGAUUACAUUUAUUUGCAAUGCUUGCACAUGUAGUAUUUCAGUCCGGUGAUUUAUCAACUUUUUCUACCUCCAUCAAAUACUACUUCACGUUUAAAACAAAAUUGCGUUUUUGUCUUCCUUCUGGGAAACAAAUGAACGAAUCCUUAGCUAAUGGGAUUAUCAAACCUAUGAUUUGUGGUUUAUGCAGGAAAACGUCUUCAUAUAUCUGUCCUCGAUGUAGCAUUAAUUAUUGUUCACUGACUUGCUAUCGAAAUGAAGCGCAUAAAGACUGCUCUGAAUCAUUUUACCGAGAUUGUUGUAUUGAAUCACUGCGCUGUACCUUUUCUAAGAAAUCAGAAAGAUCACACAUGAAAGAAGUGUUAAGGCGUGAAUCAUGUGCUUUAUCAGAUGACUUCCAGUUAGCAAAUGUGAAAUUUCAGGUAGACAAUGAUUAUACAGAUGAUAAGAAUGAGAGUAUUGAAGAUGAUUUGCAAACUCGUUUGGGUGAUUUAAAUUUGGAAACCGAAGAUGUUAAUGUCAUCUGGUCAUGUUUGACCCUGAAAGAAAAACGAGAUUUCAGUAGACUUAUUCAGUCAAAUGCUAUCGUUCAUUUCAUACCAACAUGGACUCCCUGGUGGUUAGAGCAAAAACCAAUUAUUGAAGAAGUAAAUCAACAGAAUGCUUCAGUGGACAAAUCGCGAACCUUACCUAGUGUUCAAUCGUUAAGUCAACUUUUGCCAUCCGGAAUAUCGCCUCACCCUUCAGUUGGGUAUAUUUUAGCAGAUGUAUUGUUGGGAUAUGCUUUUGUUAUGAGAUUUUAUAAUGGUGACUACAUGGACUUAAUCGAUGAUGCAGGAACUCUUCUGUGUAAUAUAGUUUUAUCAUUCACAAAAUCUCAGACUAUUUCAGUCUCAUCACUGAAUACUACUACUUCUACUAAUAAUAAUUCAUCAGAUUAUUUAAAGAAAACAAGAAUAAUUAGAAGACAGAGUGGAACUAAUCCAACUCAUCAAAUAUAUAACUGUAUAAAUGAAAUUCUCGCCGCAAUUCAAUAUAAACUUAUGGAGCUAAAUUUACCUUGUCAUCCUUCAAUUAUGAUACUAUUGCUUGAAGAUCUUAGUCAUUUAUUAGAUAGUAUUGGAUUUUGUAAUAAAGCACUGAAAGACGUGAAUAAAUUAAUAGUGAAUUUCAGGAAAACUCUACGUGCUGUAAAUUCAAAUGAAAACUUACGAUUAAAAGCAAAUGUUGCUCACCAUAAAAUAGUCUUUCUUCAAGCUUGCCUUGAUGAUAACAAUCAAUUGGCUAAACGUUGGCAAACAAAUGUUUUACCAAAAUUAUGGAAUCAAAUAUCUAAUGAAUUAAUCCAACGAAUUAAUGAUAUUGAAAACUCAAGUACAGAUAGACGUGAUGAAAAAUCUGCUGGUCCAAAUUGGCGCAAUAUUAUUCGAGAUGAAAAUGUCUACAAAAGUUCUUAUUGUCGUACGUUAGUCGAGUCACUUGAUACUAAUAACUAAAUGCUUCAUAAUUUCUUGAGUACCUGUACAUAAUAUACAUAUUUUAAUAUUUGCUUAUGGCAAUAAAUCUAACAUUUUAUC